GGCCGAAUUUAAUGUGUUUGGUUGGCCCUUUAAGAGCCCUGCACCUGCGCCCUUAAACCCAUCUCUAGCUCUUCACCUCCCCUUCCUCAUCUCACUCCCUUCACAAUUCCGGAGGGGACGUUGUCGAGCUCCAGAUCCACUGUCCUCUUGCUCCUCAGACGUUCUUAGUUAAAUCAUAAACCAUGGCUUCCCACGUAGUCGGAUACCCCCGGAUGGGCCCCAAGAGGGAGCUCAAAUUCGCCUUGGAGUCUAUGUGGGACGGCAAAACUCAGGCUGCCGAUCUAGAGCAGGUUGCGAAGGACCUGCGCGCGUCGAUCUGGAAGCAGAUGGCUGAGGCUGGAGUGUCAAUGAUUCCCAGCAACACAUUCUCUUACUAUGACCAGGUUUUGGACACCACCGCCAUGGUUGGCGCUGUGCCUGCUCGCUACGAGUGGACUGGUGGGGAGAUUGGCCAUGAUGUCUACUUCUCGAUGGCCCGUGGAAACAAGACGAAGCCCGCCAUGGAGAUGACCAAGUGGUUCGACACCAACUAUCACUACAUCGUUCCAGAGUUGAGCAGUGAGACAAAGUUCAUGUACUCUUCACGCAAGGCCGUGAGCGAGUACAAGGAAGCCAAGGCCCUUGGAGUCGACACUGUGCCAGUGCUGGUUGGACCAGUGACCUAUUUGCUUUUGUCUAAGGGUGACAAGUCUGCACCCAAGGGAUUCGACACUCUUUCUCUUCUGGACGCCAUCCUCCCUGUUUACAAGGAAGUAAUCACGGAACUGAAGGAAGCUGGUGCCUCAUGGAUUCAGCUGGACGAGCCCAAGCUUGUCAUGGACCUAGAAGCUGCUCAGUACGAGGCUUUUAAGAAAGCCUACGCCGUGCUUGGAGAGCUGUCUGGGGUGAAACUGUUGUUGGAGACUUACUUCACAGACUUGCCCGCAGAGGCCUACAAGACCCUGUGCGGCUUGCCUAUUUCCGGGUUCGGAGUGGACCUUGUCCGUGGAUCGAAGACUUUGAGCAUUAUCCACGAGCAGGGCCUCCCUGCAGGGAAGACAUUGUUCGCUGGUGUCGUAGACGGGCGCAACAUCUGGGCCAACGACCUUGCUGCCUCCGUUGCCGUGGUGGAGGAGCUGCAGGCGAAGCUCGGAAAGGAGAAUGUCGUCGUGUCGACUUCUUGCUCUCUGCUUCAUUCUGCUGUGGACCUUAAGAAUGAGACUAAGCUGGACAGCGAAUUGAAGUCUUGGAUGGCAUUCGCAGCCCAGAAGUUGCUCGAGGUCGUUGCUAUUGCCAAGGCCGUCUCCGGUGAAAAGGAUGAGGAAUUCUUCUCUGCUAAUGCCGCUGCGCAGGCGUCAAGGAGGAACUCGCCUCGUGUGCACAACAAGGCCGUGAAGGAAUUGGCUGCUUCCUUGGCAGGGUCAGAGCAUCGUCGUGCCACACCAGUGUCGAGCCGUUUGGAUCAGCAGCAGAAGCAUUUGAACUUGCCGAUCCUGCCCACAACAACCAUCGGAUCGUUCCCCCAGACUCCAGAACUCCGCAGAGUCAGGCGCGAGGUGAAGAGCAAGAAGAUCUCGGAGGAGGACUACGACAAGGCCAUCAAGGCUGAGAUUGACAGUGUUGUAAAGCUGCAGGAGGAGCUGGACAUCGACGUGCUGGUGCACGGCGAGCCGGAGAGGAAUGACAUGGUUGAGUACUUCGGCGAGCAGCUGGACGGAUUCUGUUUCUCCGCGAACGGGUGGGUUCAGUCGUACGGAUCUCGAUGCGUGAAGCCCCCGAUUAUUUUCGGCGAUGUGAGCCGCCCCAAGGCUAUGACGGUUUACUGGUCUACCUACGCGCAGAGCGUGACCAAGAGACCAAUGAAGGGUAUGUUGACGGGACCAGUAACUAUUCUUAACUGGUCAUUCGUGAGGAACGACCAGCCCAGAUCCGAGACGUGCUACCAGAUCUCACUGGCCAUUAAGGAUGAAGUGGAGGAUUUAGAGAAGGCCAACAUCACGGUGAUCCAGAUCGACGAGGCUGCCCUCCGGGAAGGUCUGCCACUGCGUAAGUCCGAGCACGCAGACUAUUUAAGGUGGGCGGUUCACGGUUUCAGAAUUACUACAUGCGGUGUUAAGGACACCACCCAGAUUCACACUCACAUGUGUUACUCGAACUUCAACGAUAUCAUUCACAGCAUCAUCGACAUGGACGCGGACGUGAUCACGAUUGAGAACUCGCGAUCAGAUGAGAAGUUGUUGAGCGUGUUCCGUGAGGGUGUGCACUACGGAGCAGGAAUUGGUCCUGGGGUCUAUGACAUUCACUCCCCCCGUAUCCCACCUACGGAAGAGAUGGCUGACCGUGCCCGCAAGAUGUUGGCGGUGUUGGAGUCGAAGGUCCUGUGGAUCAACCCCGAUUGUGGUUUGAAGACAAGGAAGUAUGGCGAGGUGGUGCCAGCCUUGACCAACAUGGUGAAUGCCGCCAAGCAACUGCGUGCUGAGUUGGCCAAGUAGAUAUUCUGAAAGAGCCAUCUUCAUACCAUAGUCUCUUACAAUUUGUCAUUUGAUAACAAAUUUCACACCUUACCACUUCGAGGAUUAUAGAAGGUGGGGAUAACAUAUAUAUACGUCCUGAUGAGAUGGGGUAUGUCACCCAUCUAUUUUGUAUUGCUCUGCUGAUUCAUAUCCUGGAACAUUGAUUAAUUUUUGAAAUACUUCUUGUCCAUGCCUCACUAGGCCAGUUUAGAUCUAAGAA
This is a messenger RNA of Physcomitrium patens, 2712 nucleotides long. Its product is annotated as 5-methyltetrahydropteroyltriglutamate--homocysteine methyltransferase. Gene Ontology annotation, molecular function: zinc ion binding; 5-methyltetrahydropteroyltriglutamate-homocysteine S-methyltransferase activity. The record is from RefSeq and is a predicted model, not a curated record. NCBI's taxonomy places the organism in Eukaryota, Viridiplantae, Streptophyta, Bryopsida, Funariales, Funariaceae.